CAAACCGGCUGCUCGGCCGCGUUUUUUUCGGCUUGGUCCUGCGAUCGGCUGGUGCUGGCCGUUCCACUCUUGUUGCUGCGGAUCUGCGCUGGCUGGGACAACUCUCGCCCGAUCGCAUUCCUGGCGCCAGUCGCUGAAGCAAGAUCGCUCCAAAUGUUCGCCGCACGCAUCGCCCAGUCCCUCCGGCACCCGGUCCUCCUCUCGUCGCCGCCGAUCGCCAUCAGGCCGAAGCGGUUCCAGCACAAACAUGCUUCCUGGCCAGCCGGGAUUUCGCAGCUCAUCAAGGAGUCCAUUCUGCCCUCGGACUUCCUGUCCAAUUUCCGACCAGGGCUCGCAUCGCUGCCGCCGCCUGUCGCCCAACGGCAGGAGAUCGACCUGGUCAUUGUCGGGAUCGGGCCGCGCGGCGAUGGCUUUGGGUUUGCCUCCGAGGCCGCAGACGCACUGGUGGUGGUCCCGACGACUCUACCGGGAGAGCAAGUUCGAGUGCGGGUCGUCAAGAUCGCCCGGGACUACAUCUACGCCGACCUCGUCAAGGUCAUCGGCCCGUCGCCUUCUCGGAUCGAGCCCAAGUGCAAGCACUACGAUCUCUGCUCAGGAUGCAAUUUCCAACACAUGUCCUACGAAAACCAGUUGAAGCACAAGGCCAAGGCCGUCGAAUCGACCUUCAAGACCAUCCGGAACAUGCGCGGCAUCGACUCGACCGGGGGCCCAGCCGUCUCGCCCAUCGUCCCGUCGCCGCUCACGUACGGCUAUCGCACCAAGAUGUCGAUCCACCAUCCGCCCGUUCGCCCAGGCGGAACCGUCACGGCCGUGGGAUUCAACCGGCGAGGGAGCUCGAGGGUCGUCGAUAUCGAGGAGUGUCCGAUCAUGACCCCGGCGAUCAAUGCCCGGCUGAAGUCGCUCCGCGAGCUCCUCCUGAAUACUCCCCAGUCAGAGGGCUGCUCCGGAGACACCCAUUUGCUGCGGCAUUCGCUCGUCGUCGACACCUCUGACCUGAAGCACAUCACCCAGACCGAACGACUGUCGAGCCCGGACGAUAUGCCAACGCCAUGGCCUCCCAAGAAAGCCGGCUCUCGGGUGAUCACGAACCGCCGCCAGGCUUCGCUCGAGAUCAUCAAUGGCAUUCUGUUCCAGUUCAACUCCAACUCGUUCUUCCAAACGAACCCGUCGAUCCUGGGGUCCUUGACGCAGCACAUUGCCCAGCAGAUCGAGGCCUGCAAGAAGAUUGUGUCGGCCGCUAGUCUCCCGCCGAUUCGGUUCCUGGUCGACACCUACUGCGGCACAGGGUUCUUUGGGCUGCAGCUGCACCACUACUUUGAGCACGUCCAUGGGAUCGAAAUCGACCACCAUGCGCUGCAGUCGGCCCGGUCGAGCGCCACCAUCAACGGCAUCACCAAUGCCACCUUUUACGAGGGCAGCGUCGACCACGUCUUUGGAACUGUGCCAUGCAAUCCCGACGAGACCGUCGUCCUGGUGGAUCCGUCCCGCAAUGGCUGCAGCCCUGAUUUCCUGUCACAGCUUUCGAUCUACGGGCCCAGGGCAAUUGUCUAUGUGUCCUGCAAUCCGGUCACCCAGGUCCGGGAUCUGACGACGCUGCUCGAGGCACCCUUCACCGGCAUCAACAGCAAGGGUGUCAGAGUCCGUGCUGCCCCGUGGCGCAAGACGAUGCUGGAGUCCUUCACCACCGCUCCAGAUGCCUGGACGAGCCCGCCACUCAAGAACGGUGCCCUGUACAUUGACGGCAAGAGGAUAUCGUUGAAGGGCGUGCUCCUCCCGCACGACGAGGAUCCGCUUCCCGAUCCCAUCAAGACCCGCUCCCACUGGUACCGAAUGCUGUCGAUCCAGCCGUUCGACAUGUUUCCUCAAACGGCCAGCGUCGAAAAUGUCGUGGUGCUGAUCCGCGAAGAUUGCCCUGCCGUCGACAAUAAGGACGGAUCUAAGGAGCUUGAAGGCAUCACAGAGGAGAUUCGAUAGUGCCGAGGAGAUUCUAUCAGGGGUGCCGAGCAGGUCACAGGACAAGGAGAGGCGAUAGCGCCACUGCAGUCAGAGACAACCGCCCUCUCCUCUGUAUUCCAAUCCAGAGACCUUCAACGACACGGCUGGGCAAUCCGACACCUCUAGGCUGCUCAUCACUGGCCCAUCAGGAGGGCCGGCUCAACGGGGUCGUGGAGAUGGUCGUGCCACCCGACGAGGCAGGUUUAUGGAGUGAGACCAUGAUAGAGUGAGACCAUGACGGAGUGAGACCAUGAUGGAGUGAGACCAUGACGGGCCGGUGCCCGACACGCCGAAUGCGAUGAUAAUAUAUAGACUGUUCGUCGGGGUGGAAUUACAACAAAAUCGAGAGAUGGGACCUCAUUGAUGGGCGACAGCCACGACCGAACAAGGGGCGGUCGAGGAAGGUCAUGCUGGGAGCGGGGGAAGGAGACAAUAGUGAAGCUGUGAACAGCAGACGAGGAAGAAAUAUUAUGGU
This is a messenger RNA of Polychytrium aggregatum, 2470 nucleotides long. RefSeq names its product S-adenosyl-L-methionine-dependent methyltransferase. The record is from RefSeq and is a predicted model, not a curated record. Gene Ontology annotation, molecular function: tRNA (uracil(54)-C5)-methyltransferase activity, S-adenosyl methionine-dependent. Bases 154 to 1974 code for a protein of 606 amino acids. Lineage: Eukaryota; Fungi; Chytridiomycota; Chytridiomycetes; Polychytriales. Gene Ontology annotation, biological process: tRNA processing. The transcript has a single exon.